Conger conger (European conger) is the source of this 3504-nucleotide messenger RNA. RefSeq names its product hyperpolarization activated cyclic nucleotide-gated potassium channel 4 (gene hcn4). Gene Ontology annotation, molecular function: voltage-gated potassium channel activity. The transcript is spliced from 8 exons. Lineage: Eukaryota; Metazoa; Chordata; Actinopteri; Anguilliformes; Congridae. Gene Ontology annotation, cellular component: membrane. Bases 1 to 3504 code for a protein of 1167 amino acids. Gene Ontology annotation, biological process: potassium ion transport; transmembrane transport. The record is from RefSeq and is a predicted model, not a curated record.
AUGGACCGGUUACAUUCAUCCAUGCGUAAAAGGCUCUACAGUUUGCCACAACACAUUGGACAGAAAGCCUCGAUCAUUGACGAAGGAGAAGACGGCGACAAGGACACCAGAAGGAAGAGUAUCAGGAUGAAGCAGUUACCUUCGCCGUCCUCCGCAGGAAGCUGCAAAGGCAUCGGGGAGACCAAAAGCGGAGACGUGAUCGUGGAAACGGACAUCGGGAGACCCAUGAAGACCAGCUCGAAUGGGGACUGCAGGAGGUUUGGAGACAGUCUCUCGUCCAUCACUGGUCGACAUGUCCACGACUCAGACUCUGCGGAAGAGAGGCGCCUAAUCACCGAAGGGGAUGUUACCCCCGGCGCCGCGAGCCCACCGGGAGCUCUAGAUUGUGGUUCGGAACUGGGAGCGCAUGGUGGAGGGGCACAACAGGCAUCUCCGGAUGAGCAAUCGGGCUUCAUAAAGUUGGAUGGCAUCGAUCAAAUAAUGUCGGACGACGAGAGAUUGUACCAGGCUGGUUUUAUUCAUAGGCAAUUCGGAGCAUUGCUCCAACCGGGGGUCAACAAAUUCUCCUUACGGAUGUUUGGAAGUGAAAAGGCGGUAGAAAGGGAACAAGAGCGGGUUAAAUCCGCAGGAUUUUGGAUAAUUCAUCCCUACAGUGAUUUCAGAUUCUACUGGGACCUGACCAUGCUACUGCUGAUGGUGGGCAACUUGAUCAUCAUCCCCGUGGGCAUCACUUUCUUUAAGGACGAGCACACGCCGCCCUGGAUCGUCUUCAACGUGGUGUCGGACACCUUCUUCCUCAUCGACCUGGUGCUCAACUUCCGCACGGGCAUCGUGAAGGAGGACAACACCGAGAUCAUCCUGGACCCCCAGCAGAUCAAGAUCAAGUACCUGCGCAGCUGGUUCGUGGUGGACUUUGUCUCCUCCAUUCCCGUCGACUACAUCUUCCUCAUCGUGGAGACGCGCAUCGACUCGGACUUCUACAAGACGGCCCGCGCGCUCCGGAUCGUCCGCUUCACCAAAAUCCUCAGCCUUCUCCGUCUGCUCCGCCUCUCCCGGCUCAUCCGCUACAUCCACCAAUGGGAGGAGAUCUUCCACAUGACCUACGACCUGGCCAGUGCGAUGGUGCGCAUCGUGAACCUCAUCGGCAUGAUGCUGCUGCUGUGUCACUGGGACGGCUGCCUGCAGUUUCUGGUGCCCAUGCUGCAAGACUUUCCUGCCGACUGCUGGGUUUCCAAAAACAAGAUGGUGAAUGACACUUGGGGCCAGCAGUACUCCUACGCCCUGUUCAAAGCCAUGAGCCACAUGCUGUGCAUCGGCUACGGAAUGUAUCCUCCCGUGGGAAUGACCGACGUGUGGCUGACCAUCCUCAGCAUGAUCGUGGGGGCCACCUGCUACGCCAUGUUCGUGGGGCACGCCACCGCGCUCAUACAGUCCCUCGACUCCUCCCGGCGUCAGUACCAGGAGAAGUACAAACAAGUGGAGCAGUACAUGUCCUUCCACAAGCUCCCCGCCGACAUGCGGCAGAGGAUCCAUGACUACUACGAGCACCGCUACCAGGGCAAGAUGUUCGACGAGGAGAGCAUCCUGGGGGAGCUGAACGAGCCCCUGAGGGAGGAAAUCAUCAACUUCAAUUGUCGGAAGCUGGUGGCUUCGAUGCCCCUGUUUGCCAAUGCGGAUCCUAAUUUUGUGACCUCCAUGUUGACAAAGUUACGGUUCGAGGUCUUCCAGCCUGGAGACUACAUCAUUAGAGAGGGCACCAUCGGCAAGAAGAUGUACUUCAUCCAGCACGGGGUGGUGAGCGUGCUGACCAAAGGCAACAAGGAGACCAAGCUGUCCGACGGCUCCUACUUUGGGGAGAUAUGUUUGCUGACGCGGGGCCGGAGAACAGCCAGCGUUCGGGCAGACACCUACUGCCGCCUGUACUCGCUCUCCGUGGACAACUUCAACGAGGUCCUGGAGGAGUUCCCCAUGAUGAGGAGGGCCUUCGAGACGGUGGCUUUGGACCGCUUGGACCGCAUAGGCAAGAAGAACUCCAUCCUGCAGCACAAGGUCCAGCACGACCUCAGCUCGGGCGUCUUCAACUACCAGGAGAACGAGAUCAUCCAGCAGAUCGUACAGCACGACCGCGACAUGGCCCACUGCGCUCACCUCCUCCACACUGCUCCGCCCCCUGCCCCCCCCUCCCCCACGCCCGUCAUCUGGGCGCCCCUCAUCCAGGCCCCCCUCCAAGCCGCCGCUGCCACCACCUCGGUCGCCAUAGCUUUGACCCACCACCCGCACCUCCCCGCCACCCUGUUCCGCCCGCCGGUGUCCAUGCUGGGCUCCCUUAAGGAUCCUCCCGGCCGCCUGAAGAGGCUUCACUCGGUGGUGCCUGCCUCCGCCGGGCCCAGUUCGGCUGGAGACUCUCCCUUCGGCACCCCCUCCAAGCCCCACCCUGGAGCGGACACCCCCCUGCUGGCUUCUUUCCGAGCCCACCACAUGACAUCGGCUUUGGGCCAGCAGGCCUCCUCCAGCAACUCACAGCUGGGUCCCGGCACCAGCUCCACGCCUCCCUUCAGCCUCCGCGACUCCCUGACCUCCAGCGCCGCCCAGCUCCACCGCCAGCUCCAGAAGCGGGAGUCCUUCUCCUGCUCCACCCCGCCUUUCGCCAGUCUCUUCCAGCAAGAGGCAGCUGGAGCCGCCUCUGGUGGAGCCGUGUCGGGUGGAGCCGCUUCGGGUGGAGUCGGCAGUCCCCUGACCUCCGUCUCAUCCGGCCCCGCUCUCGGUCACCUGCAGCCGCCUCCGCCCGCACCUCCGCAGGUAGGGUCCCUGCAGCAGUUUGCGGGCGGGGGCAGGACGUCGAGCGGUCUAAACCUCUUCCACACGCCCUCCUCCGGCUCCCUGUCGUCCGGGAGGAGCCAGGCAGCGGCGGGAUCUCAGGACAGCCUCCAAGGCCUGCAGUCGGGCUUCCUCCCGCAGCCCUUCCAGGAGCAGUCCGCCCUGGCCUCCCUGGCCCAGUACAGCUCGGGCAGCGCGUCGCCCUGUUGCACCCCGCUGGCCCCGAGCCCCACCACCCAAAGCCCGGCGGCGGGGAGAACGUUCCAGUACAGCAGCCCCUCGAGCGCCAGCGGGUCGCUCAGCUCGCUGCUGACGCCGCAGAACUCCUGCCCGGCCCAGCUCCUCAGCAGGCCCAGACCCGGGGGUGAGCCCUCCCUGGGCUGCUUCUCCCGGGACCUGAGACUCCUCUCCACCUCCCACCCCUCCCUGCCCCAGGAGCUGGCCCAGGCCUUGCGACCCUCUGAGGAGUCGGCCUCCCGCUUCUCGCCGUUCUCCUCGCCGACAUUCGCGAGCAAACCCUAUAGCAGCAUCCCGGGGCACGUGACUCUUCCGAGGAAAACGUCCUCCGGAUCUUUACCUCAGACUUGUUCCCCAGGGGUGUCCCCGGCCCUGCCUCCCCGGAGAGACUCUCCCGCCCGUUCGUCCGAACAAGAGUUUGUUCGCUCUAAACUUCCCUCCAAUUUGUGA